Gavia stellata (red-throated loon) is the source of this 1723-nucleotide messenger RNA. It is a transcript of the gene XRCC4, whose product is annotated as X-ray repair cross complementing 4. Lineage: Eukaryota; Metazoa; Chordata; Aves; Gaviiformes; Gaviidae. The transcript has 7 exons. Gene Ontology annotation, cellular component: DNA ligase IV complex; nucleus; DNA-dependent protein kinase-DNA ligase 4 complex. The coding region runs from base 8 to 1012 and encodes 334 amino acids. The record is from RefSeq and is a predicted model, not a curated record. Gene Ontology annotation, molecular function: DNA binding. Gene Ontology annotation, biological process: double-strand break repair via nonhomologous end joining; positive regulation of ligase activity; immunoglobulin V(D)J recombination.
CUGGAAAAUGGAAAAGACUUUGAACAGAAUUCAUCCAGUUUCUGAUCCAGAAGCAACGUAUUUUCUACAAGUAUCAUGGAAAAAAGAUUUGGGCACUGGCUUUGGAAUACUACUUACCGAUGGUCAAUGUGCAUGGACUGGGACAGUGUCUGAAGCUGAAAUUUCUAGGGAGGCUGCUGACAUGGAAAUGAAUAGAGAAAAGUAUGUCGAAGAACUGAAGAAAGCAUUGAUAGCUGGAGAAGAAUCAGCUGGCAAAUAUAACUUUGCUAUUUCAAGAGAUGAAGAAAAUAUGGACUGUCACUUCUCCUAUGAAAGAAAUCUGAAAGAUGGCUCUUUUAGACUCGGAUCUCUGAAGCUGCAGAAAGUUUCAAGUCCGGCGGAGGUGGUGAAGGAGCUGAUUGGUUACUGCCUAGACUGUCUGGGAAGACUGCAGGCGAAAAACGAGCACCUGCAAAAAGAAAAUGAAAGGCUUUUCAGUGACUGGAGUGAUGUGGAGAAGCGGCUGGAAAAAUGUGUGGAAGCUAAAGAAGAACUAGAGGCAGAUCUUUAUAACCGGUUUAUUGUGGUGCUGAAUGAAAAGAAGGCAAAAAUAAGAAACUUACAGAAGUUGUUGAACGAAGCUAAAGAAUCUGCAGCAGAUGCCAAAUGUACAAGGGAUAGUAUAGCUACCACUCAGAUGGCUACAGGGAGAGAAAAUGACUAUGAUGGCAGCACUGAUGAGGAAAGUGAAAAUUUAAGACAGGCCUCAUUACCAUCAGGACCAGAACAAAGGGAUUCCCUUCUGGGUAGCCCAGAUGUCAUUGAUACCGCUCCAAGAAGAAAGCGAAGACAAAGGACAGCAAAGCCUGCUGGGACAGGAGCUAAGAUGGCUACUUAUGAGUCAGAACUGCCAGCCAAAGAAAAACCUGAUCUGGCCUCACAGAAGACAUCGGGCAAGCAUUCCCUGGAUGUGAUGUCUCUCGAAACACUGGAAAACACUUGUGAGCCGGAGGACCUCUUUGAUGACAUCUAGCUAUGUGUUGGCUGAGAAACUGGGCGACUGGCACUCCUAAUAGAGAUAAGCUAUAAAACUAGAAGGCUUGGUUAUAGACACUGAGCCGAAAUCUUUACUCUGAGGUGGUAUUUGCUGACAUAUUGCUCUGAUCCUCUUGCACUGCGCUUGUCCCCAUUCUUCACUAUGCAGUUGUAGACCCUUGGCCUGCUAGGCUUGAUUUGUGACGGCCUUGAAAUCGGUUUAGCCUCUCUGUAGAUCUUCUAUCAUAUGUACAUGGGGAAGGAGAGCACCAUCAUAGCCUUUUUACAUCCUAACAGCCUCUGGCUGCUGAUUGUAUCCAGGAUCAACUGGUUUCCAGAUGUCCCCAAAGAAUAAGUCAGAUGUGAAGAAGAUUAAGGCUACCACUGUAAGUACCUUAUAUACUGCCCCUUUCUUGAGAAGCUCAGCUUAGACUUGGUCUGGCUAAAUCAUCUUCAAGAUUGAUUGAGAUACAGCUUCCUAAACUGUGAGUUUAGGACAGUAUCUUCUGAUGCGAAGCAUCCAAAGAAAUGUCCUUUCACUUUUUACUUGAAGGUUCUCUGCAGCAUUAUGCGUUAUAAGGUAUUCUUGCUUUUGAGAGUGAAGUGCUUAUAAAGUCAAUACUGACUCUAUUUUAACCUUCUGCAGAAACCCAUAGCCUUUAAAAUUGUCAUUUUUGAUACUUCAUCAUUUUUCUUAAGGUGAUUUCUA